Molecule: messenger RNA, 465 nt
Organism: Alexandromys fortis (reed vole)
Lineage: Eukaryota; Metazoa; Chordata; Mammalia; Rodentia; Cricetidae
Product: 40S ribosomal protein S10-like
Exons: 1
Coding region: 31-450 (139 amino acids)
Cellular component (GO): cytosolic small ribosomal subunit
Molecular function (GO): structural constituent of ribosome; RNA binding
Source: RefSeq, a predicted model, not a curated record
GCCUCCGUCCCGGACCCUGCAGCCACCGCGAUGUUGAUGCCCAAGAAGAACCGGAUUGCCAUCUAUGAGCUCCUUUUUAAGGAAGGGGUGAUGGUUGCCAAGAAGGAUGUCCAUAUGCCCAAACACCCCGAGCUGGCAGACAAGAACGUGCCCAACCUUCAUGUCAUGAAGGCCAUGCAGUCUCUGAAGUCUCGAGGCUAUGUGAAGGAGCAGUUUUCCUGGAGACACUUCUAUUGGUACCUUACGAAUGAGGGCAUCCAGUAUCUCCGCGAUUAUCUCCACCUACCUCCGGAGAUCGUGCCUGCCACCCUGCGCUGCAGCCGUCCCGAAACUGGCAGGCCUCGGCCCAAAGGGCCAGAGGGUGAGCGCCCCGCAAGAUUCACAAGAGGGGAGGCGGACAGAGACACCUACCGAGGCCGGGGCUGGCUCAGCCACCGAGUUCCAGUUUAGAGGAGGCUUUGGUCG